AUAUGUAUGGGGUGGCGGAAAUCGGGAUCUGAUCCUCCAGCUCCCCUGCUUGGAGGAGUUCAGACCUUGACUGACCUUUCCCAGGUGAUCGAGGAGAUGCAGCGCCAGAUGGAGCGGCAGAACCAGGACAGCCUGGAGCAGAAAAGUAUCACCGGUAGCUUGCAUUCCGAGGUCGGCUGCCUCAGGCGCAGGAUCGCGGAGCGAGACUGCGACGUGGCCAGCGCUGCCAGCACCUCCGACGACUGGGCCCGCGCGGACGCGCUGGAGCUGGAUAACCGCGAGGUCGGCGAGCCUCGGCACCUCACCUCGGAAGAGACGCAGGCAAUCCCCGUGCUGAACGGGCUCGCUUCAUCUGAGCUGUUGAAGUGCGAGGGCAAUGGCAGCGCCGAGCACCUAAUGCCGAGCCUCAAGCCAGGCGCGCUUGAACACUCGCCAAGACGAGCACCCGCGCCAUGCCGAGCACCAGGCCCGAGCCUCGAGGCGCCCCCCACGCCGACCCCCUCGGCUAGCGUCGCGUUUCGCGCCCACAAGCAGGGGAAGCGUGCCAGGACAUCGGCGCAGCACCUUUUCCUGGCCGCGCGACAUGCGACAUCGAACUUGCAAGCUGGCGCAAAUGUAUAGCAUUGCCUUGGACGCUGCAGCCUGGCACGCCUUCUACCACGGCACUGCGCCUCCCGUGCCGUCUGCGGCGCUCGGGCCCCCAGCCGCUCAGCCCGCUCGCGUGGGCUCGGGCGAGCGGGCGCUGUUUGUGUGAAGGUAUACGUGUGUGCACGUUCCCGAGGUGCUAAUGUGGCAGGCUUCCUGGACAGUUCUCAUGGCGCCUCGCCCCAUAUCAGUCCAAAAGAUAUGUGACCGAAACCAAGAUAUGUGACAGAAAUCGCGCGCAAAACUGUGUCC
Messenger RNA from Prorocentrum cordatum, 897 nucleotides. Lineage: Eukaryota; Dinophyceae; Prorocentrales; Prorocentraceae. The record is from the annotation of a GenBank genome assembly.